Messenger RNA from Fonsecaea erecta, 798 nucleotides. RefSeq lists its product as hypothetical. Bases 1 to 798 code for a protein of 265 amino acids. Gene Ontology annotation, biological process: poly(A)+ mRNA export from nucleus. The transcript is spliced from 2 exons. The record is from RefSeq and is a predicted model, not a curated record. NCBI's taxonomy places the organism in Eukaryota, Fungi, Ascomycota, Eurotiomycetes, Chaetothyriales, Herpotrichiellaceae. Gene Ontology annotation, cellular component: nucleus.
AUGGUCGACUACUCCAAAAAGACGGUGGUUGAGCUGGUGGAGAUCCUGAAAUCGCGAAGCCUUCCACACUCAGGGAAGAAGGCAGACCUUGUUGCGAGGCUGAAUGAAGCAGACGCGGAGGCCCGAGAAAACGAAACCGAGAAGGCGCCCCCAGCAGAAUCCACCACCGCGCAACCCGCACAAGCACCGGAGCCCUCAGCAGCACCGGCACCAGAAACUACGUCUGAGGCACCUGCCGCCGCAGAACCCCCAGCGGCACCUGCGAGCGUCGACGAGAAAGAGUCCCCCUCCGCGAACACCGACACUGCCCUUGCCAAUUCUGCCUCGUACGCGCUGAACUUACCACAAUCAGACGUGGACUCUGAGAUGGCCAAGCGCAAGGCCCGCGCCGAAAGAUUCGGGACCAGUGCAGCCCCUGCGAAUGGCGAAACAGGGACAGGAACCACAGACGACGAUGCGCAGAAAGCUUUGGAGCGCGCGAGACGCUUUGGGACAGGUCAGACCGCUGUGGGAAAGCUGGACGAAGCCCUACCGGAAGAGCGUGAGCGCGGUCCAAGAAAACGAGGCAGAACUGAAGAGAGCGGCGCCAUGGAUGAUACUGGUCUGAGAAGGACCUUCGGGGGUCGAGGCGGGCGAGGCCAUGGUGGACGAUUCCGCGGAAGAGGCGGCAGGGACAACUCGCGGCGGAGAACGGGAGAGAAGCCUUCUGGGGUCAGCAAGCCCGGAGGGGCGUUCUCUACAGACGCGGACCGUGCAGCUGCCGAGGCGAGGAGAAAGAAGUUCGCCACAUCGUCGUGA